Messenger RNA from Pichia kudriavzevii, 1788 nucleotides. RefSeq lists its product as uncharacterized. The coding region runs from base 1 to 1788 and encodes 595 amino acids. NCBI's taxonomy places the organism in Eukaryota, Fungi, Ascomycota, Pichiomycetes, Pichiales, Pichiaceae. Gene Ontology annotation, biological process: rRNA processing. Gene Ontology annotation, cellular component: nucleus. Gene Ontology annotation, molecular function: protein binding. The record is from RefSeq and is a predicted model, not a curated record. The transcript has a single exon.
AUGAUCUCUGCAACAAGCUGGGUACCAAGAGGUAUAGCCUCUGAGUUUCCUGAGACAUAUGAACUUAAUGAUGAAGAAAUGGCUAGAAUUGAAGCAAUGUCCAAACUGAACUUGGGCGAAGCCAAGGCAGAUUUAGAUGAAGCUAUGGAAGAGGAAAAUGGUGGAUCUGAAGAUGAUAAAAAGGUUGAUUCUGAAAAACUAAAGUCACAACUUGAUAUUGACGAUGAAUUGAAAGAAUAUGAUUUUGAGCAUUAUGAUGAUGACGAAGAAUUGGCGGGUGAAAAAAUUGAAAUGUUCCCAGGUUUGACCAAUACACGUGCUACAUAUGUUAAAAGAGUUAAGAAGGUUGGCGAUGGUGAAAUUGUUGAAGAAGGAGUCGAGCUAGAUGAAGGUGAAGAUGUCGAAGAAGAACAUUAUUUGCAAUUGCCAACGGAGGAAGAAGAGUUAGAGGCACGUGCGGAAUUACAGGUCUAUCCAACCGACAAUCUAGUUUUGGCAACUAGAACUGAAGAUGAGGUCUCAUAUUUAGAUGUAUAUAUAUAUGAUGAUGGUGCAGGUGCUCUUGGACCCGAAGAUGAAGAAGCAGCAGAGGAAGAAAAAAAAAUUGAUCCGGAUGUGAAAAGAGGCAUGGUCCGUGAAGGUAAUUUGUAUAUUCACCAUGAUCUAAUGCUACCAUCUUUUCCUUUAUGCGUUGAGUGGUUGUCAUUCAGACCAAAGGGUGAGAACGAGGUAUCUAAUGUUGGAAAUUUUGCAGCUAUUGGUACUUUUGAACCAACCAUUGAACUAUGGAAUUUGGAUUGCAUUGACAAGGCUUUCCCAGACGUCAUUUUAGGUGAAAACGAAUACCAUGAAUGGAGUUCCAAGAACUCAGGUUCAUCAAAGAAAAAAGGCUCUAAGAAGAAGAAGAAAUUGGGAUCCAAAGUCAGUUCCACUUGUCACACCGAUGCAGUUGUCUCAUUGUCCCAUAACCGCAUAUUCAGAAACGUUCUUGCAUCUACUUCUGCAGAUACUACCGUUAAGCUAUGGGAUCUAAGUAGAUGCAAAGUUGACAGAGCCAUUGAUGAGGGAUUGCAUGAGGGAAAAGCUGUUUCGAGCAGUAUGUGGUUUGGAGAGACCACCUUACUGACGGGUGGUUACGAUGGUAAAAUCAGACUCAGUGAUGUCAGGCUAGACGACGUUAUAAGCAAUUCUAAAAGUUUUUCAUGUGGUUCUGGCUAUGGGGAAGAAGUUGAAAGUAUUGGCAAGGUUGGCGAGCAUCUGGUCAUUGGAGGUUGUGAUUCCGGUAAUGUGUAUUGUUACGAUACGCGUAUGGACCAAGGCGACAAGCCACUAUGGACUUUGCAUGCACACGACUCGGGAAUCAGUACUCUGAGUAGUAACUCUGAAAUUCCAGGUCUAAUUGUCACUGGAGCAAUGGGUGAAAAGGUUGUUAAGGUAUGGAACGUGAAGGACAACAAGCCUAGGAUGAUUUUGAGCAAAGACUUUGGAUGCGGCAAUGUCUUGACCUCCUCCUUUGCCAACGAGCUCGAGGUUAGUGGACAUCUUGUCAUUGGUGGUUCGAGUAAUUCCGGCCUAAAGAUGUGGGACGUUUUCAGUAACAAGACUGUACAGAACAGUUUCAAGGACGAGCUAAAGUCUCUUCAAGGCAGGGCAGUGGAGGAGGCCCACAAGUACGGACGCGUGAGUAGAAUUGCCAGAAAGUACAAGCACGGUUACGGCGAAAGCGUUGUCGAGCCAGAAGCGGGGGGUCUCGAGAAGAAGGAGGAGGAUGAGGACUUUGAAGAGUAA